Molecule: messenger RNA, 10020 nt
Organism: Carassius auratus (goldfish)
Lineage: Eukaryota; Metazoa; Chordata; Actinopteri; Cypriniformes; Cyprinidae
Product: leucine-rich repeat and fibronectin type-III domain-containing protein 4
Exons: 4
Coding region: 6507-9473 (988 amino acids)
Molecular function (GO): protein binding
Source: RefSeq, a predicted model, not a curated record
AUCAAGAUCAACUGGGGCCCAAUAAUUGUCCACUUCAUUGGCAGCAUUGUUUAGUACUCUCAUAGGCAGUGGGAAGUUUGCAUUGUAAUCUGCUUUGUCUGAAAGCACUCAGUUCUUUGCUGAUGGCAUCUAUAAAUGCAUUAGCAUUUCAGACAGCUGCAGUUCAGUCCAUAACAGAGCUCCUGCACUGGAAUAGGCCCCAAGACUGCAGCUAUCAAAACAGCAGUGCAUACCGCUCACUGCACCAAUAAACACUGUUUUAGCGUACGCAAUGGGGCAUGAGACAGGAAUGUGUCGUAUGACAGAAAGAAACAAGUCCAAAGCAAGUGCAGAAAAAAAGAUGGGGAUCUGUGUGUAUUUUUAUGUGACAUACAGAACAGAAAGAGAUCUAGAGAAUGUAAAGGGACUAGGAGAGACAGAAGAUGAGAAUAUAAAAAAGAUCUUGUGGUAAAAAGAGCAAUGAUGUUAGAUCUGAAUUCAAUCCCUUUCAGAGCCGACUACACUGACUGACAAUUUGUCUCUACUAUGUUACCAGUAUUCCUGCAAACACACACAAGGAUGCCCUCAACUCACAUACUUCACACACUGUGUUCUACAAAGGGAUCAAAACCCAAUUACCAAGCAAAACUUGAGAGAAAAUAGGGGAUUUCUCAAGAGGAUUCCAAUGGAAGCUGAGGAGUUAAUAGGGGAUUUAAUGCAGUUUUCCCUCCUAUUUAUCUCCAGCUUGGAUCUAAUGUGAUGAGUGAUGAACAGUUAUGAAAAUAACAGUUUAAGAGAGCUCAGAUGAAGUUUUAAGGAAAGAUCCAAAAAGUCCUGGAUGAGAGAAGAAAUCAGAAAAUCAGUUUUACUGGUCCUGUGCAUGUAUGUUGCAGAAGAGAAUAGCUUGGUUGAGAUAGAGCAAAACGUGUCUUUCUUUUCAUGUAAUUUUUGCUCUAAUUUGGCUGUCGUUCACUCCUGUCAAGCCCUGCAGGGUCAAAUUUAGCCUCCAUCUUUGCUUUUUUGGCCUCAUUUAACAGAUCAGCUUUCACAGCGGUCUUAUCUCUAUAUUUCUCUCAAAUUGUUUUCUGUUUAAUCAUGUCUGUCUUUUGAUAGAGAAGCCUCUCAUUUCUCUGUGCUGCUUGGUCUUCAAAAUGUUUCCUCCUUGAUUUUAUUCCAGCACAUUCCCCUGAAUUCAGUUUGGUUCAACUUGACUCAGUUCGACUCAUUACCCUUGAUUGAAUUAACUAGAAUUAUUUCUUUGAUUUCGUAGUUUCAGUUCGACUCAGUUCAGCUUAUUCAGAUUAUUCUUAUCAGUUCUUAUUCAAAUUCAGUUUGGUUCAACUCUUUAUUCCUGAUCAUUGGUUAAAUCCAUUGAGUUCAUUUUGAAUCAAUUUGACUUAAUUUGGUAGACAACGGAUUCACUGCCAUUCAGUUCUGUUCAGUUUAACUCAAUUAAAAUUAAUAAAAACCAUAAAAUUAGCCCAUAUGAAUUGAGCACUAAACAUUGACCAAUGCAGAUACUGCACACAGAGCUCAUCAAAUAUGGUAAACAUGGAAACGCAACAACAUUGAAAACAACCUCAUUGGUUCUUGCAAAAGUUUGUACAUGAGCUUCCGUAUUCAACCUGGUCUCAUAAAAAAACAUAACUCUGUGCACUUUUUUUGCAACACCGUUUUUACAUGCCAUACUGCAAGUUUCACCACAAUUAUAAAGAGAAAUGUCCACAGAGUGGCACUCAUACUCAUACUCUGUGAGCUACCAAACAAACCAAAUGCCUAUGAAAACCCAUAGAUAUGAAGCUGGAUGUGUGCGAUGCUAAAAUUCAAAAGUAUAUGUUUUCGACUCACCCAGCAUAUUAAUAUUGUCAUAAAAUGAUUUAGUAAUUGUGUGAAAAUUAUGCUUUAUUAAUCAAAACUCUAAAUUUGUGUGAAAAGGAAUAAAAGGUGUCUGAGGUUUACUGCCUCUAGUGUUCAUUUUGGAAACUGCAGUGAUGUACUUAUUGGUAAGUAUUUCACAUCUCCCUAAAAAGUGCACCAAGGUACAUUCAUGCAAUGAGAACAGGUAGCCUUUAAUGUUUUGAUAUAUGUGCAUUGAUCAGUGUUUAUAUGUGAGUAAAAAAAAUCAUAACACAAAGCAAACAUGUCUCUUCAGAAGACUAGAUUAAACCACUCAAUUCAUAUGAAUUACUUUUUUUAAGAUGGAACUAGUGCAUAUGUAUUUAAGUGUAUGCAAUGAAAUCAGUAGUGUAUGCAACCAUUAUAUAUUCUAAUAAUUAGAAAGAAAACUUGAGCGCAUGUUAUAAUCUACAGAAAAUUAAGAAAUUCUUGUGAUGUCUCACAUCUUGCUGAAGUUCAAUAUUUCCAGCUGUCCAUCUGUUCUGUGUUUAGGAACCAAAGCCAAAAACCGACUGAUAAUACAGAGAAAAAUAACAAACUGAGUAACAUCAAAGGCAGAUAUGACCCCAUCUUAUAUCAACUCUCUCUCUCUCUCUCUCUCUCUCUCUCUCUCAAUAAAUGUUAGAUAAACUGAAUAUUUGUUAAGCACUUCAAACUUCCAAACAGCCCAGGGGAAAAAUUUUCCUAUUUCAAACAGGUCUGUGACUGUCCACAACUCUCUUUAUUUGCAAAAAGAGCAACACACACACACAAACAAACAAACAAAUAAACAAAUUAACAUGCGCACAAUUCUAUUCAAAAUAAAGGUCCGAGACAGUUUAAUGAAAGGCCUUUAUUUAUCUGUCUAGCGGGGUGUGACAAAGCAAAGUAUAGUCCUGUCAGCGUAAUUGACAUCUGUUCAAGAACAAGCAUGGUUCUUGAAAAAAAAUAUGCAAAACCAAAACACAUACAGAUUCCUCCUGAAUGUGUGAAGCCAUUAGUGCAUGAAUAGAGGCCUGUCAAGAAAUCCAUCGUUCCAUCCAUCCAUCUGUCCCUCUAUCUCUCUUUCUACUGCAAAAGCGUAUAAACAGAGAUGGAAAGCAGACAACAGCAUUCGGCAAUGCCACAAACUUUCAGUGCAAAGCAAAAGCUGCAUUUCAGCCAUGCACUGUCCAUGGUGCUGAACAGAGUUUGUGAGCACGAGACAAAACAAGCAAGAGUUUGAUGGUAAGCACUCUCUCUGUGAUUAAUUGUCUUAGUUUUUUGAUUCGUAUGUGUUAUGGCAAUGGUGUGAAUGUGCUAUGACUAAAUGUGUGUGAGGAUGGGGGAGGAACUAAAUAUAGAAGAACACAAAACUUACACAUUGCUCUCUCACACAGAUAGUCUCAGAUGUGUUUAGUAGGGUGGGGGUGGAGGCCCUUCUGCAUAGUGUGAAAAUAAAUAUUAGUUGACUAAUAUGGGCUCUUCAAUGGCUUAAUACAAAACCCAAUACAGCCACUCCAACAUUAUUAGGACAAAUGUAUAAAUGUCUUUGCAGUAGAUAACGACAUCAUUAUGAAUGCACCAUAAAGCAAUACAAUAUGAGUCAUUAGCUGAUAUUAGGGAUUUUUUUUAUUCUCAUAUUAUUUUAUUGAUUUUGGUUGAUAUCGAAACAUUUUAUCAUUUGUAUUUGUAUAAUUACUGAUUUUAUUUUUCAAGUUUGUUUAAUUUUGCCCUUUGUUACACACACACACAAAUAUUUUUUAUCAUUAAGGGCUAAUUAGUAUUGGCCAGAAUUUAAAUAUUGGUGCACUGUAUAUUUAUAUGUUUCAAUAUCUGUAAAUAAUUGUCUUUAAACAGGUACAUUUCUUCCUCUGUUGUUUUGACUUGGUUGCCUUUUUGAACAAUGCAUUGUGUUAAUAAUAUUGCUCAUUAGUUAUGGAUACAAGCUGCCAGAACUAGCACACAUAGCAUCGCGCACGCACGCACAAAUGCACGCAUGCACACACACACACCAAUCGUUUUUAUUUAUGGUUGUAUAUUAUGGACGUAUCUAAUCAAAGAUGAAUGAUGUAAAAUUGAUUAAUCCACUUGCCCACUAUAUAACUAUGAAAAACAAGUGUAGCAAGGAGGACAAAGAAGAGUAAGGAGUGCUGGUUUUCAGUAGUGUUACACUCCACUACAUUCUCUAAUCAACUGAACAAAUGAGGUUCGUCACAUCUGAAUAGUCUUCUUUUCUAAUAAACCUCAUACACAAUAAACAAAUAUAUGCUCACCUGCACAAGCUGCUUACCUGAGAUGGCUGCAUGGAUGCUCUAUAUUUAUUAUUAGUCUGGAGUGUUGAUGUGUUGUUGACGUGUGAGUCUGUUUUUAGUGGCAUGUCUGAGUGUAAAUGUGUUUGUGUGUUGUGGGGUAUUGGUUUAUGCUUGCUAGAACGUGGCCACCAUUUUCAAUAUCAUUAUGGAAAUAAACCAGCCAAAAGAUAUUGUGAAAUGUUUUUUAAAAUGAAAAAUGACCCUGAAUGAAUAUGAAAAUAUUUUAAGACAACACCAUUCCAUAUUUUCUCUCUCUCUCUCUCUCUCUCUCUCUCAUUACUUGGUGUGUGUUUGCCUUUAACUGGGUAAAUUCGAAGGCUGUUCAUAACUCAUCUAUUCCAAUAAUAACUAAUAAGACAAGACAAAUAUAGCAGGCAGAGAUGGAGAGAGGUUCUCGCUGAUGGUACAGCUAGAUAAAUUACGUUUGUUCUCAAACACAGACUUUCUUCUCCCUCUGUUUCCUUCCAUUUCUCAGAUAUACAAAUAUUACACAUGUUUGUUUUCCAUGAUGGAGACUUCCAUUGACUUCUAUUAUUUUUAAACUGAGUUAAUGAUAUUUCCUAUCUUCUAGAUCAAAACGGUCACAGAUCCAGGAAUUACAAAAUGACCUAAUUUAGUGCAUUAAGCUGAUUUCCUCAUGGGAACCAUUUCCUGCAGGUGAUUUUCAGGUGAUUUCAUCUUUUCCAGGGGCGUUUAGAUCUUAAUGUAGGCAAAACAAACAUAUAUGGUAUCUAUGUAUGUAUAUAAAACAGACACAUACAUUUAAACACAACAUGAAUUACAAUAUUAGCAUUAAUAUUAUAUUAUGUAUUGCUGUAUAUGUCAUGUAUAAACAAAGUUAAACAUUAUAAGAGUGUUUGGGAGUGCAAAUGUCUUAUUAACAUCAGGUAGCAGCAAAGGCUAUAUCAAUCCUCUCAGCAUUUGAUGUACAUCUUUAUCUCCUUCCUCUCCGUAUCACUCUCUCCAUACUUAGCUCUUCCUUCUGCUUCUCUAUCAUCUCUUCCUAUAUCGCUCCCUCGCUACCCAAACCAUCACACUCAGCCAAUACUGCUGGAGGCUGUCCAUCUCUCUCUCUCUCUCUGUCUUUUAGCCCCCUCCCUCCCUCACUCUCUCUCUCCAGUAUCAGUGUGUAGUCAACACUCGCUCCUUAGUCGCUCGCUGGCUCGCGCAAACAUCUCAUCUGCUUGCGAAAGAAGAAAAAACAAUUGUAGAAACCCGAGAAAAUCUGAACAACAGUAGAAGCAAAUGAGAGAAGUAUGCAAACGCACUGCUAAAAAUAUCUAGCAGUACAAAAGAGAUCUAUCAAUUUUUUGCUCUCAUUUUUUUUCUUCUGUUCUGUUGUUCCCUGGAUACCUGACCGACAGGAUUAAAAAUGACUUAAAUUUCAAUCAGCUGUGGCAGAAGAGAAAGAAAGAGGGAUGAACAAAAGAGGAGUUUGUCCUCUGAAGAGAUUCAGUGGCACACAGCUGGUGAGAACGAGGGAGUGUUAGACGGAGAGAGAGAAAUCAAGAGAGGGAGGGAGAGGACCGGAGUCCGAAAGAGAGAGAAUGAGGGUCUUGUUUCGCUUUUGAGGAAGCCAGGAGUCGGAUCGGCAUUUCCUGCAGGACGACUCGACUGGAAAAGCUGGAAAAGCAGUCAUUCCUCCUUCCCAUCAUCCCGUUUUUCUCUGUGCUUUCUCUAGGACGUUGUUUUGCCGUGAGACACAAAGGCCUCAGAACUGGCAGCUCACUGGAGUUCGACACAGAAAGACGAAUGGAACAAACAACUGACGAGGCGAGUGCGUGAAAAUAACAAUCAGAGCAAUUUGGAGGAGAAUACAAACAAGGUGCACAUCUGGAAUAAGGAAUAAACAAACUGACAUAAUGAGAGAGAGCGAGAUUAGAAGGUGUUAAAGGUGAAAAUGAGCGCAUGAACAUGGCAGGUGGAUGAAAAGGAGCAGGAAUAGAAAGUGAGAGGAAGAUAAAAACAGCAGGAUCCUGGAAAAUAGAGGGGAAAACCAGCUGGAAAGAGUCAAAGGUGGAAGAAUAUGGUGAGAAUCUUAAAAUGCGAUCAGUGGAAAUGUGAAAUUGCUGGUAGGCCCCAAGGCCAAAAUGUUCCACAGCAAGGGAAGAGCAUAUCUAAGUGCAUACGAGUGGAAUUGAGAGUCUGACUCAAGUUAAAUCCGCAUGUUUGAAGUGUGCGCAUGGACACAGGAUAAACUCAUAAGCACACACUGACACUCCUCUACCUCGACAAGGGAUAAACACCUCAGUCUGGAUUAAAACGCAUCUCAGAAACUUAAACGCAUGGAAAUGAGCAGCUAAUUGACCUGGGAUCAACACAGACAAAAAAGGUCUGUGGAUCACUCCCCUAUCUACCAUGCAAGACUCCCCACUCCUUCAGCCAUUCAGAAAACCACAUCCGUCCCACAUUUUAUACCAUCCUCACAGGAACACACACUCCCCCUCAUUGCCCGCUCAUCCUUCCAUCCAUCUGAAACAGAAAACCCUCAAACAAUCUGAAGCAUUUUGUCAACCCUCUCCUCCGCUCUGGCCAAAGUUCACCAGCAGAUACUCACCCCCAGACACAUUCUCACCAACAUUACCACUGCAAUUACUGCACUGGCUGGCACUGGUCACUUGUGCCUGCUUGUUGCCUGCUUUUUUCAGUCAGAUUCCAGGAGCUGUAGCUGGUGAGACGUGGGGUGUAGUGUCAGCGUGCCCCUUUCAUUGCGUCUGCAGGAAUCUCUCAGAAUCUCUAAGCACACUUUGUGCUGACAAAGGUCUUCUUUUUGUCCCGCCAAACAUUGACCGCCGAACUGUUGAACUUCGCCUUGCCGAUAACUUCAUUCGAGAAGUGGGAGGAGGUGACUUUGCCAACAUGACGGGACUGGUGGAUUUGACACUAUCCCGGAAUACCAUCAGUCACAUCCGGCCACUGGCAUUUGCAGAUCUGGAAAGUCUUCGUUCGUUGCACUUAGAUGGCAACCGACUCUCAGAGCUGGGCCCACGAGACUUAGUAGGCAUGAUAAACCUCCAGCAUCUCAUUCUCAACAACAACCAACUCAUCAACAUCUCCUCUGAGGCAUUUGAUGACUUUUUAUUCACUCUGGAGGAUUUGGACCUAUCCUACAACAAUCUGCGCAAGGUUCCCUGGGAUGCCAUUCAGAGUAUGGCCAGUCUGCACACUUUGAACCUAGAUCACAAUCUCAUUGACCAGAUUGCUGAGGGGUCUUUUAGUGAACUCUACAAACUAGCCCGAUUGGACAUGACCUCCAAUCGCCUACAGACUUUACCACCCGAUCCAUUGUUCGCUCGCUCCCAGACGGGGGUCAUCAGCCCUACACCCUACAAUGCAGUAAUCAACUUAAAUUUUGGGGGUAACCCGUUACACUGCAACUGUGAACUGCUUUGGUUGAGGAGGCUGAUCCGCACUGAUGAUAUGGAAACUUGUGCGACACCCCUUCAUUUAGCGGGACGUUAUUUCUGGUCUAUCCCUGAGGAGGAAUUUGCAUGUGAACCUCCGCUUAUUACACGGCAUACACACAAGCUCUGGGUUUUGGAGGGUCAAAGGGCAACUCUCAAAUGUCGUGCUAUUGGUGAUCCAGAGCCAGUGGUGCACUGGGUCUCACCAGAUGACCGCAUCAUUGGCAAUUCCAGUCGUACCACAUCUUUCCGAAAUGGCACUCUUGAGCUACAUGUGACUAUUGCUCAUGAUGAUGGUACAUACACUUGCAUUGCUAUCAAUGCUGCAGGUGAAGCCACCUCACUUGUUGACCUGAAGGUUAUUCCCCUCCCUCAUCGUGGAAAUGGAACGGUAUUGUUAGCUCGUGAUCCUGGAUCAUCGGACAUCACCAGAGGGAAGACUUCCAGUGGGCAAAGCCCUGGUGUGGACAGUAACAUUGACCCUCAGGAGGGACGGGAGGAGGGUCAGGCUGAGGGUGAGGAUGUGGUUAGUGAAGGGGUAGAGGAGCAGAUGAUAGGAGUACAAGGAGUGACCUCCACCUCAGCACAAGUGCGGUGGGAUAAGGGUCGACCGAUGGGAGCCAGCCUGGUGUGGAUGUAUCAAAUACAGUAUAACUGUACUGCUGAUGAAACACUAAUUUACAGGAUUCUGCCCCCCACGAGUGACAGCUUUCUACUGAAAAACCUGGUCUCUGGCUCAGACUACAAUUUGUGCGUGCUAGCCAUUUUUGAUGACACAGUCACUUCCAUGGCCGCUACAAAGGUCCUUGGUUGCACCCAGUUUAGCACCAAGGACAAUUACCCAGACUGUCGUUCGCUUCAAGCUCACUUCCUUGGCGGGACACUUACAAUUCUUGUAGGUGGAGUUGUUGUGGUAACACUGUUAGUGUUCACCGUGGCACUGAUGGUACGUCACCGUGUUUGCAGCAACCAUGACAACCAUCAUGAAAUAAGCGAGGAGGUAGGAUGCUCAGGAACAGACUCCCCGCCUCUUCCUGCCAAGGGAGUCGAUGUCUUUUCUCAGAGUAAUGGAAAUGGGAAUGUGAUGAUGGUGGUGCUGCCCAACGGGCUUGUUCAAAAACGAAAAGUAGCAGAGGGAGGGUUGGGGUCACCGCCCAAACCAACUUCCAAAGUGAAACCAAAAACCCUCCCAAAGCCCAAGGUAAAUCUGGAACAGUUCAGGGCAGGACUAGAAGUCGAGAUGGGUUCUGUCAGGGCUCUUCCUCCGUAUAAACUGGAGAAAGAGCAAAUGUCUUUGUAUUAUACCCCUAGUAAUCACUCCCCCUCCACACUGCCACGUCCGUCACGGCAAUUAGGGGCGAAACCGCUCAAACUGCGUCCUACCAAUGUGAACACAAGAAAACGGGCCAGUUUAAGUUUGGCUCCGCCACCUAAGUAUGGCCGUGACAGGCGGUUCAGCACAGGAGAGGGCAUUGUAGUCCGUCAGGGAGGACCAGAGAGCCAGUGGAAUUCCUCACUGGCCUAUCAGAGCCCUGUGUUGUCCAAUGAGAGUCCUCCUCACAGCGCCCUGCGCUACAAGAGAAGCUCAUCGUUCGAUAUGGGUGAAAUCGCCACAACAGCCUGCUACAGUUAUGCCAAGAGACUUAGUGUAAUCUGGACCAAACGGAGCCAGUCGUUACAUGGCAUGCUUGUCCAGUGCACUUCAGCAACAAGCACCUCAACAACCAGCAGCGGCAGUGACGACUUCCACAUGCAGCAUGCACGCGGAUACAUCCGUGCCUAUAACGCCGCAAACUCAAAUUCCAACCCUCCGAAAGCAGAGGUUACAACAAAUUCAAAGAACCAGUGGCUGAAGGAUAAAGAGAAGGAUAAAGAAAAGGACAAAGAAAAGCCAGAAGAACUUGAGGAGAGUGUGGUGUAGCAAAAGAGUAAACAGAUGAGAUACGCAAGUAGACAAGUUAAGAGACAAGCUGUUAGGACAAGAAGAUGGAUCCGGAAGGAGAAACUGGUUUAAAGGAGAGCUGUGGUAAAGUUACUGUAUAAGUGGGGCUAAAGGAUUUGGGAUAAAACAAAUCAACAAAAGCUGGUUUGGUGGUCUUAGCUGCUCUCUGGUUUGGAAAUGGUGAUCUGGUUUGCUGGUUUUAGAGGGAUUUGGGGUACUUGCCAGCUGGGCAGCCUGUGACACCAGCAAAACCAGAUGAAGACCAGCUUGACCAGGCUGAGAGACCAGUUAAGCCAGAUAAGUCAUACGAUGGUUUUAGACUGGCUCUUCAGAGGGAAAGUUGUUGAGGAUCUCAUAUAAUAUUGAUGGAUCAGAAAAAAAAAAUUGCAAGUGAAUAGACAGCAGAUAUAAAAGUCAAGUCUCCUAAAAAAACAUGCAAACAGUCUGGUUUGUCAGUGAAUUUUGGAGAACCACAAACUAUAUUUCUUUUUAAAAGACAAAGAAAAAAAAAACAAGAAAAAAAAAA